Molecule: messenger RNA, 6893 nt
Organism: Cydia strobilella
Lineage: Eukaryota; Metazoa; Arthropoda; Insecta; Lepidoptera; Tortricidae
Product: PHD finger protein 12
Exons: 15
Coding region: 311-2593 (760 amino acids)
Biological process (GO): negative regulation of transcription by RNA polymerase II
Cellular component (GO): nucleus; Sin3-type complex
Molecular function (GO): protein binding; transcription corepressor activity
Source: RefSeq, a predicted model, not a curated record
UUACCGAUUUUGCAUCAUCACUACUGUCAACUGUCAAACUACACGCUUAGCGGCCAUCUUUAAUAUCGAAAUCGGUCGGUAUUGUUGAUUGUAUAUUAAGCAAAUUUUCAGACUUUCUGGUUAAUAUUUGACAUCCAAAUUCAUUAUUCUGUUGAUUAAAUAACUAUAUAAUUCAAAAUGUGUCCCUAAACAUAUCAACAUUACAGUGUAUGUGACAAUUCUGUGUCCCAUUAAACUUCUUUUUUUACUGUGCGAUUUUUCGGCAUAACUCCGUAAGAAGCCCAUAUUGAAGCUUUAAUAAGCGUUUAUAAUGUCUAACGUGAGCUAUGAUCUCGAUACGUCAGGCGGUCUCAUGCCGCUUAUAAAGGCGUUGAUUAAGCCGCCUGACGAGGAAGUGAAUAACCAGAAGAGCAAGAAACCCCAGCAUCCUUAUUACAAGAGGCCUGGUAAAGGUCAUAACCGCGAUUCCUGUGACGCGUGCGGCGAAGGCGGGGACCUUAUCUGCUGCGACCGCUGUCCGGCUAGUUUCCAUCUGGGUUGCUAUGACCCACCCCUGGACGCGAACGACAUCCCAGCCGGGCUGUGGCUGUGCCGAGAGUGCCAUGGCGCGGACGAGCAGCCCCCCUCCUCGCGCAGCAGCCGCGCCGUCUCGCCGGCCGACAGCAAGGACUCGGAGAAGAAGACCAGGUCCCUUCGCAACCGUUCAAACUCCAUCAAGAAGACUGAAGAAGAUGAGAAAGACAAGGACAAGGAUAACAAAGAGAAAGAGAAGGAAGAUAAGGAGCUGACCCCUAUGGAGAUCCUCGUGAAGGCAGCCAAAGUGAUGAACCCGCGCCAGUUCGAGUUACCCAGGGAGAUGCGAGUGCCUUGCCCGUUCCCUGGGACUGAAAAAGAAAACGGCAAUGGCAACGGCAAGAACGGCAACGGCCUGGUGACAGUGGAUGCUUGGGGUUGCGUGCCACUACCGGCUAAAUCCUGCUUCGUUUGUCGCGGAACUUGUAAAACGGCCCCGCUAUUGGCUUGCGACUAUUGUCCGUUAUUAUUUCACCAGGACUGUUUGGACCCGCCGUUGACAGCGCUACCGACGGGUCGUUGGAUGUGUCCCAAUCAUGUGGAGCAAUAUAUUGAUUGGAAGCUGGUGAACUCGGUGUCAGCGUCAGAACGAGUAGCAUUGUGGGACCGGUUCUCUGCUCCGCCUGAUCAGCAAGCCAUCAAGAUUGACUUCAUCCGUCGUGCCAGGGCACACAGACCACCGUUUAGAGUGAAGGUGCCGGUGGGGGUCCGCGGGCGGGUGGUGGUGCCGGCGAUGGUGCGCCAGCACUACGCGGAGCCGCCGCCGCUGCAGCCCAGCCGCCGCGAGUACGUGCGCUGCAGAAACGUACUCAAAAAUCUGCAAGCGACCAGCGACUACGAGGCCUCAGACGAAGACGAGGAUGCCCCCAAACACACCAUCUGCCUCAACUUAUCGUGCACCAAACACAACGGGGAGCCCCAACCGCGGCCCGCGGACCUUAAAGGGGCCAGUGAAGAGGACGCCGCUGAUGAUCUCAAGGCCAUCACACAGCCUAAGGAGGAAGUCGCCUCAACGGAAAGCGACCGCUCCGACUCAGACAUAGAAUACGAAUCUCCAGUAAAACGACGAAGAGAAACACCCAGCGGGGCGGACGUGCUGCGGGCCGCAGUUGACGACCAGCUCAAGAAGCUAGACCAGAGCCUGAUCAAGCUGCUGGCUUGGCAGAGGCUACAGCAGAUUCUAGUAGGCGAGCAGUGCCACGGCCCUUGGUCCCGCCUGCCGCUCUCCUCGGAGGCCGAGGCGCUCGUGCACGCCGCCAUCCCGCGCGCACGCCUCGCCAAGCACGGCUACCAGCACGUGGCCUUGCCCUCCGAGCUGCUGUCCCGAGCGGAGCGGGAGCGGAUAGCGAGGGCGGUGUGGGGCGCCCAGCCGCCGCCGCAGCUCGUGCCCAAGAAUGAGCCGCCGCCGCAGCUCGUGCCCAAGAAUGAGGGGCCGCCUGAGGCGGUGUUGAAGGCUGCCGCGUGUCCUGUACUACGACCUGGCAGAUCGGGCCUAGGAGAUGGUCUAGGCAGACCAAUACCAAUGCGAUUAUCUCGAUUGACCUUCGGCGCUGACUCCAGCUGCGAUGUAGUACUCGACCCUACUCAGUGCCGCUACGUGUCGCGUCUACACGCCACUAUAUUCUAUGACGAGGUCACCCGUCACUUCGAACUAAUCAACUACUCAGAAUGGGGCUCCCGAGUCGACGGAGUGCUCUACGCAAUGGACGUCUCCGAGCGGGAGCCCCCAGUGGUGGACGACGAGGGAGAAGUCCGAGCCAAGGCCGUCAGGGACGUCGUGAGACACCGGGUGCAGUCAGGGACGGCCAGGGUGCAGGGCGCCCUCGCCUUGCGCGCCCCCCCUCCCCCGUGCGCCCCGUGCCGCUGCGCGCCCCCCCGCGCCCCCGCGGCGGCGUGGGAGGGGGCGGCGCUGGUGGCGCACGGCGCGCUGCUGCAGCUCGGCUGCCUCAUGUACGUGUUCAGCGUGGCCGACCACAAACCCUUCCCCUACGAGAGUGCUAACGGGGAGCCGGCGAUAUAGUGUGUGCAGUGUGGGAAUAAGUGACAAAUAUCUAAUAAAAAAUAACAAAAGACAAAACUUACGAUAAGAUAAGGUUCUGGGUCUGUAAUUAGUUUAUGUGGCUUCAGAUACUAUAGUAAAAAAAAUACAGCGAAUUUAAGUUUUUCAUACAAAACUUGUGUUUGCUCUAUUUCGUUUGUUUUUAAUACUAGAGCUUUAUAAACUUAUUACAGACCUAGAUAUACCUAAUGUCAUUGUAUGUCCAAAGUUUCAUUACAGUCCAAUACGUAGUUUUAAAAUGAGAACGAAACUCCGGGUAGGUGAAAUUCGGCCGAGCUUGCCGGGGAUUUAAAAACGUCAUAUUAUCAUAUCGAUCACGCGACACGGGGGAACUCGGUCCACGGGACGUUGUUACAGUUUAGCUGGGCUUUUGUAUGUGUUCAGUGUGGCCGAGCUCAAACCCUACCCGUACGACAGUGCUAAUGAGGAACCAGCUAUAUAGUGUGUGGAUGACUUGAAUUGUACAAAUAAAUGACAUAUAAGGGCUAAAAACAUUUCACCCUUGAAAUUGACGUAGUUUAAAAAAAAGGUGUAAAAUCAAACCAAGCUAACUGCAGCGAUUUUGAUAGCACCGCAUGAUUCCAUAGGAGUUUGACUAAAAAACGCAAUCUGUGCUAUCAAAAUCACUGCAGAGUUAUCUUGGCCUGACUUUACAAACAUUAACAUUACAGGCCUAAAAACUUAUAUUAAAGAUAUAAAAUUUAAAAAUGUCCUAAAAUUACUAAAUAUUACAGAAAACUACAUGAAAAUGCUACCUAAAUUAAUACGAUAGGUAUUACAUUAAAGCACGUAAUGUAAUCCAGUAAGAUUGUAUUGAUUGAUCCAGUAAUAAAUAUUAUAUUUAAGCUCAAUAUAUAAUUUGUUUUAUAAACAACUAUCUGAAAAAAAUAACAAUAUAAUUGAAAACUCACCAUUUUAAUAACAUCUUGUACAUUCGCCAUCAGAGCGGCUAGAUAUAUCGGAGCGGCCAAGGCGCUCACAAACCAGAGUUGGGCGCAAUUAAUUACUUGUGUAAUUUAAUUACAUGUAAUUUAAUUUGGUGUGUAAUUUGCAAUUGCAAUUACAUUUGGUAAUUAAAUUACUCAAUUACUUUUCGUUAACCUAAAUUAAUUUUUAACAAGCAGAAACGUCUGCGAUCGAUGUUAUUAAGCUUAUAAUAAAUUUAAAAGUGGAAAAAUUACUGCCUUGGGUGAGACUUGAACUGUUUUUUUUCGUUAACCUUUUUAUUAAUUUGCAAAGAUGAACAAUUUUACUUGGAGUAAUCAUUAGAAAAACAAUCUUUCAUUCCAAUAUACCCUGGAUAACGUUAUAACAUAUUUUUAUCCCGGGAAUAAUAAAUAAAUGAAAGGCACUCAUUUCUGCCGAAAAUAUACGCCCCCGGGCGUUCAAAUAUUACGUAACGCAAUUUUCGAAGAUAUUUCACCCCUUUUUUGUUCAGAUUUUUGUCACUAACCGUUUCAGUUGAAGCAUUGUGUAUAAUCUCAUAAUCAGAACACUGAGGAAUUGAUAGUAUAAGUUGAUUUGGCCUUUUGAGCGCCAACGUUUGAAAUGGACAUGGUUGUCAUGUGUGUUGCAAAAAUAUCUCCACUACAGUCGCCAUCAGAUAUAUCGGAGCGGCCGAGGUGCCCAAAAAUAUCUGAACGCGCAACCUAACGCUUUGACAAUAAAUGAGUGUUCAGAUGUUUGUGACAGUGUUGGGCAAUUGCAAUUACAAUCAGUAAUUGAAAUUCGUAAUUUCAAUUACAUGUAAAAAGUAUUUGCACCUUCAAUUUACAAUUGCAAAAUGUAAUUGUUAAUUAAAUUUCGGAGGCGCUCACAAAUAUCUGAACACACCUCUAUUGUCAAUGCAUUAGAGCGCGUGUUCUGAUAUUUUCUGCACCUUGGCCGCUCCGAUAUAUCUGAUGGCGACUUUACGACUUUUAUCAUGGAGCACAUCUCAAAUUUGCGAAAAAAAAUCCGCUGUUCCACGUUUUCGGAAACCCUCUCAGAGUAUGGUCACUUGGUCAGACUGUGACUUCAAAACCAUCUUGUAUACUAUAUGGCAAUUAUACCCUUAUAUAAAGAGGCGUGGCGCUCACAAUGUAAAACAGGUAAAAAGCCUGAUUUGUUAUAGAUAAAAUUUUCUCUACUGAGCUCGUUCACUUACCUGUACUAACAAUGGCAUUCUGUUAAACAAAAGCCAUUAUUUCUUUUGUGUGCGCGCGUGACCAUUGUGCCUGAGCGCGUGGCCAUUGUGUGUGAGCCUCAGGCACAAAGGCCACGCGCUCGCACAAAAUCAAUAAUGGCUUUUGUUUAACAGACUUCCAUUGUUAGUACACAGGUAAGUGAACGAGCUCGAUAGAGAAAUUGUUAUCUAUAAUAUCGUGUUUUAUUUGACUGAGUGAAUGGUAGCAAUAAUAGUAAAAUGUAGUUAAAUGAACUUUUCUAUUGAAUAAUUUUGUGUUAAAUCAAAUAGGGGUACGGCUAAGGUGCUCAAACAUGAUGUCAAAAUGAUAAAGAUUGUAUAAAGAUAAGUAUUAACAUUUAAAUAACUUAGGUGUCUUUACUGGCUGUGUGCAUGGGCGCCCAUCCAGCGGUUAUAGGGGGGGUUUCAUCAAACAUUUACUUUUUUCGAAAAACCAUAAACUUUUGAGUUAUUUAGACUCAGAAUCACGAGUAAUAUUGAAUGAGAAAAAAAAAGUGUCCCCAGUUUUUCAUACAAAUUUUGGGUGUCAGUUUUGUAACGGUCCAUAGGUACAAAAUAUGGGAAAAUGCGUUACAAAACUGACAUAUUUUUUUUUCUUUUUAAUCGAUAGCCCUCGUGAUUCUGAGCAGAAAUAACCCAAAAGUUGAUUGAUUUUGGAAAAAAAAAGUAAAUGGUACACUUUUAAGUGAAAAUGUCUAUAGAAGACAUUUGUUAAGAUUGAAAAUGUUCAUAUUUUUUUACAUCAUUUAUUUCAUUUCAUUUCAUUUUUCAUUUAUUUAAUGCAAAAACCAUGGUUAUAAAAGGUGUUACAUAGAGAUUUGGUACAUGGUCACCCUGCAAGGGCGUAGCAAUGUCUUAAAGACUAGUUAAAGCUAAAAAGUUAAUUAUAACAUUGAAUUGGUGAAUUAUCGUCAAGAAAUAAUUUUAUAAUUAUAGCAAAUUAGAAUGUUAUAUUGUCCAUCCGAGUGCGAUUAUCGCUUUUAGUUUCUUCGUCAUGCACAUAGCCAAAACUGUGUGACGAUUCACUGUGUUGACCCUUUGAUCAUGUGCGGGGCGUCAUUGUGAACCUACAAGCUUUUAUUUAACUUGCAAUGUACCUAUGUUACAAGUUUAUUAUUAACUUGCAAUGUCGGUAUGUAUACUGUACGGGUCAAAUCUUGCAAGUUAAAUUUGACCCACUUCCCGACUUCCAAUGAAGCUGAAAAUGUGCAUAUAUAUGCAUGUCGGGUGACAAUGCAAUAUUAUGGUACCAUCGAGCUGAUCUGACGAUGGAGACAGGAGGUGCCCAUGGAUCUAUGAUAAACCAACGAAACCUAAUUGUGUUUUGGGUUUUUAGAAUUAGCCUCAUGCAUGAAGUUUAUAUUUGAACGAAAUAUUUUUAUUCGGAUGUUUGUGAUCGUUAUAUCCUUAUAUCAUAUUACAAAUGCAUUUCCGUUAUUACAUUAUCAUUUAAUUGCUUAUAAUAAUAAAUAAAAAGUACAAAAUUUUGCCCGCGAAAAGCUAGUGAGCGAAACGUCGCGUGACGUCACGCGUUCGACAGACUAGUUCACAUAAGUGUCAUUAGUAGCAAACGUCAGUCGGUCCGUCCAACGUGUGACGUCAUCACGCUCUUUCGAAUUCGCGCCAAAAAUUAUGAGCGUUUCAACCGCUCAAAACUUUUCAACAUUUUAAAUAUUUUUUAAUAAAAUAAUGUGAAGGUUUACAAGAGUAUUUUUAUUUUUUUCCGGUGUUCAUACGAUUAUGAUUACAAAAAUUACAAAAAAUUCACGCAUGGAGCUAAUUGUCUCGAUGAGUAUUAGUUACCAUAUAUUUAGUAUAGUGUGCCGAACCAUUUGGUCACUUUGACUGCUACAGAGUAUUUGACGCUGAGUUACAGUUACUAAAAUUCUUGAUAUCACGUCUGAGCACUUUCGUAUUCUUAUAUUAAACCUGACUGUACCAAAUGCAAGUAGACAUGGCGGAUUGUAAAUCAGAAUAGUACGCUUGUACUGCACGCGGUUGCGAAUGUUGUUUUAUUGAAUGAAUGAAUCAAUUUUAUUACGAUAAUUAAUUUUAGCUAGGUAAUUAGGCUGAUGU